UUGGGGUUUUGCACUGUUUGGAAUGAAGAAGAGCCAUGGGUAAUAGUUCUAGCAAAGUAGGUUUAAUGUCCGAGCCACCCACCAAGCGUGGGUAUUUUAGAUUUAUGAAAGUAAAAUCCAACAAAAACAAGGACUUUGAUAAAGAGUUCUGCAAGUAUCAAAAACAAUCUCACCUGCGGAGUGGAUGCAGCAAUGAGAGAAGUAAGAAACCUGAGACUAGAAACAAAAACACAAACAAAUGUGAAGAAAAGUUUCGGACAAGGUUUGAUCCCCGGAUCACUGCAAGGUACGACAUCAAGGCUCUGAUUGGUCGGGGAAGCUUCAGCCAUGUGGUGCGUGUUGAGCACAGGUACACACACCAGCCCUUUGCUAUCAAACUCCUGGAGGUCAGAGAGCACAAGGGUCGUGAUUCAUGUCAAGUCGAGCUUGGGAUUCUGCGAAGAGUCCACCAUGCUAAUAUCAUCCGUCUGGUGGAGGUGUUUGAAACUCCUCACCGUGUUUAUCUUGUCCUCGAGCUGGCCACAGGAGGAGAGCUACUGGAUCGUGUACUUUCUCGAGGCUCCUUCACAGAGCGUGAUGCCACCAAAGCUCUAAUUAUGGUGUCCAGAGGAUUAAGCUACAUCCAUGCACUGGGGGUCAUUCACCGGGACUUGAAACCAGAAAACUUGCUGUACUACCAUCCAGGGCAGGACUCACGCCUAAUCAUAACUGACUUUGGCCUGGCCUGCUGGAGUCGGAAAAGCCAGAUGGUGGACCAUGAUGAUGUGGUAACAGGGGGCAGUUGUGUAGCUGGAACUGGUGAAGAUAUUGCCGGUUGUGCUCGGUCAGACAGGGAAGAUGAUGGGGGUGCUGAUGAUGCCGAUAGUUGUGAUAUUAUAGACAGGAAGGCUAAAGGUGCUGACGAUAAUUGCAGAUUAGUAGAUGAUGGGAAAGCCAGAGAUGAGAGCAGCCAGAGGACAGUUGUAGCCAUUAGAGGAGAUGGGAGAAAAGAUACGAAUUGGAUCAGCACAGGAGAUGAAAGGGAAAUAGAUAAAAGCUUGAGAUUUGAAGGAAUGGAAAGGGGCAGUGAUGGAGUGGUGGAUGAGAUGACCAUUACUCCUAAAUUUUCUGAGGGCACUAAAAGAACUCAAAAUGCCUGCAUAGAGGAAAGCAAGACAGAUGGGUUAGAAGCUUAUAAACACACGAACUUCAAUAUGGCAGAAGGAAAAGAAGUUACUCAGAAUAUACAAAUGCAGUUUUCACAUGACAAACUAAAAGAGAGAAGACAAAAUUAUUGUGUUAAGAGUAGAAGAGACAGAGCUGCUAGAGGCCAUGACAAAUCUACAAAACUUCAUUGCAAAGUAAAGGAAUAUUCCAACAUUAGUUCUGAAGGCCAAAAGUCACAUGACUGGGCACUGAGGACACUAUGUGGUACCCCAGAGUACCUGGCUCCUGAGAUGGUGGCUGGUAGGACAUAUGGCUGUGAAGUGGACAUGUGGGCCUUGGGUGUGAUCUCCUACAUUGUUCUGAGUGGUUCCAUGCCCUUCGAGCAGCGCAGCCGGCCUCGUCUGUUCACGGCCAUACUUAGAGGCAGCUUCAGCUUCCAUGGCCAACCAUGGAGCUCAAUCUCUCACCAGGCCAAAGACUUCAUAGAACGUCUGCUGAGUGUCAACCCCGAGCAACGAAUGACUGCAGAGCAAGCUCUUAAACACCCCUGGCUGCUCAACAUGGCUUCCUGCUCCUCUAACACGAACCUCCAUCGGCCGAUAUCACGAAAUCUCCGUCAGCGGGCUUCACGCAUUUCCAAUUAUAGCUCCAGUUCACACUCUGUCCCUGAGUCACGAUCUGUUGUGACUUCUCGGUCACAAUCACGUCCUGAUUCUAGACAAUUACCUAGCAUCAGAGCUCAGCACAGUGUGGCAGUGUCUGCUUAAAGCUCCUUGGAAAUAGCUCCAUGUAAAUGCAGUGCUCUUCAAGUUACAGUAUGUGUUAAUUUAUAAAUUUUAAGUUCACCUCAUAAUAUACACUUAAGAGCUUAUCAGGGGCUUAGUCAAAUUUAAUUAUCUUGAAUUAAUUAUAAUAGGGAAAAACUGCUACAAAAUACUGUAGAUUAAGCACCUCCAAUUAUAGCUGAUUUAGCAAAAAGCUAUAAACUGAUGAAAGUUAGCAGGUUGUUAAAAGUUUUUGAAUAUAUUCUGUUCAUUAGUGAAUAAAUGCAAAUAGGAUAAAAUAUAGCCUAACUGCAAAUGGUAUAUUAUUUCAUUACUAUGUAUACAAUCUGUGCUGUUGGUUUUCAUGCUCUUUUCUAUUCAUGUUUUUUACUU
This is a messenger RNA of Pangasianodon hypophthalmus (striped catfish), 2303 nucleotides long. Its product is annotated as serine/threonine-protein kinase H1 homolog. The transcript has 3 exons. The record is from RefSeq and is a predicted model, not a curated record. Lineage: Eukaryota; Metazoa; Chordata; Actinopteri; Siluriformes; Pangasiidae. Bases 36 to 1913 code for a protein of 625 amino acids. Gene Ontology annotation, biological process: protein phosphorylation. Gene Ontology annotation, molecular function: ATP binding; protein kinase activity.